Molecule: messenger RNA, 882 nt
Organism: Raphanus sativus (radish)
Lineage: Eukaryota; Viridiplantae; Streptophyta; Magnoliopsida; Brassicales; Brassicaceae
Product: probable peroxygenase 4
Exons: 6
Coding region: 178-753 (191 amino acids)
Molecular function (GO): monooxygenase activity; calcium ion binding
Source: RefSeq, a predicted model, not a curated record
AAAAACAUUACAAGAAAUACAGAUCGAAACAGAAUCUUUUGAUUACAUUACUAUUAUCAUUUUAUUAAAGAUUAAAGAAGCGAGUGUUGUCUCCAUUCUCUUUUCACCAUUUUCUGUUACCUACCUCUCUCUCUCUCUCUCUCUCUCUCUCAACCAGUUCAUUUUUGUGUUCAUAUAAUGGCUUCCUCUGAAUCCACUGUGAAAUUUGUUCCAGAAGAAGAUAAUUUCUUGCAGAGACAUGUCGCCUUCUUCGACAGGAACAAAGAUGGUAUCGUUUAUCCUUCAGAGACAUUUCAAGGGUUUAGAGCAAUUGGAUGUGGAUAUCUCUUGUCGGCAUUCGCUUCUUUGUUCAUCAACAUGGGUCUUAGCAGCAAAACUCGUCCGGGAAAAGGUUUCUCGCUCUCUUUUCCGAUAGAGAUUAAGAAUAUCCACCUUGGCAAACAUGGUAGCGAUUCAGGCGUUUACGACAAGGAUGGGAGGUUUGUGGAAUCGAAGUUCGAGGAGAUAUUUGCGAAGCAUUCACAUACACAUCCCGAUGCUUUGACGGGCAAAGAACUCCAAGAACUCCUCGACUCAAACAAAGAAGCUAAUGAUCGUAAAGGAGCGAUUGCUGCCUAUACGGAGUGGAAAAUCUUGCAAUAUUUAUGCAAAGACAAGAACGGUUUGUUGCACAAAGAAACAGUGAGAGCUGUCUACGAUGGUUCUCUUUUUGAGAAACUCGAGAAACAAACAGCCUCUAAGAAACAUCCAUGAAACACACCAUUUUAAAACAAACUUGCACGCCUGUGAAUCUGUUUAUUUAUAAAACUUUGUACAAGUGAAUUAUGCUGUGAAGAUUGCAAUGUGUUUGAUUCUUUAAAAAAUUAUAGUUUUCUGUGUGUA